Messenger RNA from Hydra vulgaris (swiftwater hydra), 2028 nucleotides. RefSeq lists its product as uncharacterized. Lineage: Eukaryota; Metazoa; Cnidaria; Hydrozoa; Anthoathecata; Hydridae. The record is from RefSeq and is a predicted model, not a curated record.
AAAAAAAAAAAAAAAAAAAAAAAAAAAAACUAAAAGAAGAAGAACUGCUACACGUUUCAAUCGUUGACAUAUUGACUUCUUCAAACAAUUAUUAUGAAAUCUAAUUUAUUCGUGUUUAAUUGAUAAAUAUACUCUCAAAAAAGUAUGGGUGUUGCUGAAACAAGUUUUCUUUGCAUUAUUCUAACUGUAAUCAAGUCUUACAAGAUGGUGGUUGUACCAUUGUACUCCAAACAAGAAGAAACUCUAAUAGAAUACGGAAAAAAACUGACGGUUUUGGAUGUUGUUCCACAAGAAUAUAUAGUCUCGUUUGAAGUAAAACCUAUGUCAUAUAAGCCAGAAUGGCAAAGUGUUUUUCAUAUGACACCCGGAGGCGAUAUGGGUUACGCUGAGAGAAACUCGGCGUUUUUUGUUGAUUCUUAUGGAGUUCUUUUUAUAAUGUCACCUAUUAAUGGAACAACACAGUCAACUGAAACAACUGUUCUACCUCUAAUUUCAUGGACUAAAUUAGAAGUAUCUCAAUUAAAAACUAAUGGAAAGUUCAUAUAUAGCAUUUCAAUCAACGAAACAAUUGUUUAUACAACAGUUAACAAUGAUGCACAAAAUUUUUCUAACGUUGUUGUGUACGCUGCAGAUGUAUAUUACUCUCCCCAAAAUGGGUCGAUAAGAUAUUUAUCUAUCAGUGAUCCUGUUCAAGAAACCACGUUUGACAUAGAACCUCUAGUUAAUAUAACUUACAAAGGAGUUCUAAAAAGUAAACUGUUAUCACUGGGUUUAUCUUUGAAUCUAUCAUCAAAUUUGAAUACGUCAAGUUUAACGUUUAAACCAGACUCAAGUUUAUUAACAUUUAAUAUGACAAUUUCAUAUUUUUUUCCCAUAUUCUUUGCAAACAUUUCAGAGAGUAAAAAAAUAGAUUUUGAAAAAAAUGACGGUUUACAUCACAAAUACAUGUGGACUGGUUCGUUGAAAUGUAAAGAAACUCUUACUCACGAAAUCAAUGCAAAUCUCGACGAAGCAAAAAUUCCAACCAAAAGUAAUUUUACAUUAGAAGUACCUGUGGAGAUUUCUUUACAAAAUUAUUUAGGAAAACGAUGGACACAGUUCCGAACAUUUAGAACAAAUUUCAGUUUUCUUUACAAUCAAAAGUUAAACAUUCCACGACAUCCUAAAGCACUUCCAGAGAGCUAUGGCCGAGGAAUAUAUUGGGAUUCAACAAACUCCCACAUUUAUGUUUGCAAAAACCAACAUGUUAUUAGCACAAAGACUGCAUGUUAUUAUUCAAACAACUUAGGAGCGCUAUGGGCAGCUAUAGACGUCAGUAUAGGUUCUAUUAUUGGGCACCAUUCGAUAACAAGAGAACUCUACGCAGUUCACAGAAAUCAGAAAACUUAUUUAAUGUUUCAUAACACAUUCCAAAAGUGGUUUUCUUUAAACGACGACGAUUUUUACAAAUAUUCAGCCAGAUACAUUAAUCCAAAUAUGCGGAAAAAUUUAGAAGGAGACAAUGAAAAAGUCGUUGUUUUAGGUCUAAAUGAAUGGAAAGGCGAUGCUGAUGGAAUAUACUUUAGAAAGUUUAUAAAUGACUCCUGGGUUCAAAGGGUUAAAUGGAAGAUUUGAUCUCGUAUUGAUAGUUAAGAGUUGGCAUCAGUAACAGCAUUGUUACCAGUAACAAUAAUAUUUAUAGCUUUUUGGUGUAAAAAAGAACAAUGUUGCGCGUAACCAUAAUCUAAUCAACGCAGCUAAAAUAUUGUUAUUUGUGGUUUAACUAAAAUAGAAGCACUGUUUUCAUUGUUGGUUUUGAUUAACAAAUAAAAAGAUUUUUUAUACAAUAACUUAUAUUAUUGUUGAAAAUGGACAAAAUUAAUUUGUCAAAAAAGCUUGUUAGGAUAGAUAGUACAAUGGAUUUUGCAACUUUUUGCCACAUGUUUUAACGCCAUUUUUUGUUAAGAUUAACGACAAGAAUAUUGUUAUCGACUAUUUUUUUUUUUAAUUUCUUACAACUUUUAGAUAAAUAAGUAAUAUAAUUAAAAA